AUGAGACUAUUGGCUAUACACGAGGGACCAAUUGACGUGAAGAAUCUUGCCAGUCAUAAACUGCACAGUGUGGAGGAACUGAAAGAACACCCAGAGAUAAUAUCAAAGGCUUUUGAACUGUGUGAAAUUCACCCAGAAGAAAAGAUCGAAACUUACUGUUAUUCACAUGACGAACCGUGCUGUGUACGAUGUGAGGUACAUAAGCACCGACACUGCGAUGACGUAAUUCCAAUCGAAAAAUGGGUCAGAGAAACCCAGAAUGCACAAGAACCUUCUGAACUUCUCCAAGAACUUGAUAGAAGAUCAGAGGAGGAAAAAUCGAAACAGCUUGAUGUGGUUAAAUGCAUAGCGUUGAACGACGAGAUUACUAAAAUACGAGCCAAAAUUGACAAGCAUCUGAAUAAGAUAGAAAAACAAUUGCGAGACGAGAUUUCAAUGUUUAUGGAAACAACUGAGAACGAAAAACACAAAGAAAACUCCCCUAUUCGUUUUUGUAAGAUGUAUUUACAAAAACUGAUUAAAAGCGGUACAUCAGUACAACUACUGACAAGUAUGAAGCGAAUUCGUAUAUUGUUAGCCAAAACAGAAAAAGGAAACGACAAGGAGCCAGAGAUCAUUUACAUUAAAUUUGAUGAACAUUUGCAAGGUAUUCCAAAGGAAAUCCGGUCAUUUGGUCAUCUCGUCUCUGAUAAAAAGAAGCUAAGAAAUGGCAGUGAAAUCUCUUUAAAUAUACCGGUGACAAAUAAUGACGAAAAAAGACCACCAAUGCCAACUGGUGCAAAUAGUGAAAUGAGUGUACACGAACGUAUUUCUCCUGUAGUGUCACCAAAGCCUGCAAGACGAAAGGAACCGAACGAUAAACCAAAAGCAAAGCACCGAAAGAAUAAAACUGGCGAGGAAUCUCCAAGGUCGGAUAGAAAAAGCGUCAGGCGCGAAAAAAAGAAAGGCCCUCCUCCUCCCCGAAGAGGACAGUCUGUUAAAGCAAUUGAUAAUAUUGCAGAAAUUGAGAGAAAACUGAAACUCUUUGUCGAUAAACAUAUUACAAGUGUGGACUUUGAGAAAAAAAAACGUGAACACAUCUAUAGCUAUGCAGAUGACGACGAGGUAUUUGGGGAAGACGAACAGUAUGCAAAGGUUAACAAAAACGGCGAACAAAACAGAGCUGAAGAUACAAACAAAAACAACAAAUCACAGCAACAACAAUCGAAUGAUUCAAAUGGUGUUAUCAAAACGAGACAUAAAAGAACGGAAACAGUAAAGAAAAAGACUGACCCUUUGGACCCAGAAAAGGAAAAACUAAAUGCACUAAUAUCGAGCUAUCUGCGCAAGAAGGAGCCUGCUAGUAACUCCCUAUCCAACACCAAAAGUUUCUACUUUUCAACGCCAGAUAUUCCCUCAAUAAUUAAAGAAGAUGACAAUUCAAGUAUAAACAAACCGAACCAUUCUGAAGGACGUGGGUCACGAACACGAAGGAAAAGUCUUCAGGCUGCAAUGAACGAUGAAGUAUCGGAGGACCCUGACUAUGAUCAGAUAGACUAUGACAGUCCCUUUCUUGAUCCCACGUAUAUACCAAUGAAUUCUCCUGCAAAGCAAAACAAGGGUAUAACUACAAAGAAGGAAUUUGCCUUUGUAGACAGAACAAAAACUUCAGAUAGCACUGUGAACGACAGUGAUGUAUCGAGUUUAAAUGUUCAAAGCAUUGAAUUUGAGGUUUAUAGACCCGAAUCACAAUUGAAAGCAAAUGAGACUAAUGCCGGCAAAAAGAAAGAGAUGGAGAAAAAUAAAAACGCAAAUAAAAAGAAUUUUUUUGAUAAAGCAAAAGAAAAGUUAAGGUUUCAUAAAAAGAACGGAAAGUUUGACGUCGAACAGUCAACGAAAGACAAAAUCUUUAAAAAUGACCCAAUGAACGACCCAGUAUAUGCGGGGACGGUCAGAAAAGCGGCACAUGAGAUAACGCCCAAAAGGAGAAAAUCAAGUCCAUACGAGCAAAAUUUCGAAAUUAUAUAUCAGGGAUACAAAGAAACAUUAAAAGAUAAAGAAGAAAAUCCAUAUGAAACAAGUUUUCAAUUGAUGAGUAAAGAAAAGCAAAAAGAGCAAAAUGAAAUUAAAGAAAAAUCUGGAAUCGAGAAAGAAAGAAACAACGAUAACAAUACAAAUAACGAGCCUGAGGAGAUCCAAGUGAAGUAUUUUGAAAUACUGGACGAACAGACAAUACCAUUGACCCCAGAAACAGAAGGAAAUCUAGACAGUGAUGAAAAACAAGCACUUAAGGCUGCAAGUGGGGGGAAACGCCAAGUUCAAAUGAUAGGAGUAAAACUACCACAAGUGCCAAGUAGAGAAGGAAAGCGACUACCAGUGACUCCUCCUGGAGAAAAUCAAACGUUAGUGAUUCCAUCGGGAGAAAUACAAAAACCAGAGCCUCCUCCUGUAGGAGAAAAACGACCACCAAUACCAAAAGGUAUGAUGCCUGGUAUGUCGGUCGCAUUUUUAGGUGAACUACAGAAUCGUCUGAAAACAAACCAAACGGCUCCCGACAAGGACAACAUUGGUUUGAAAAACACAGAUGAAUAUACCGAUAACCAUGGAAAUAAAUUAAACAUAGAAGGAAUUCAGACAAAACGGAGUCCAUCAGCUAGUCCAAAACCGCGAAAGAGACCAAUUGGUGGACUGAAAGUCGAAGAUACAGAAAAUACAAAGAAGGAAACGGAACAGUCUAAGAGCGAAAAGAAGAUGGUUCCAUACGAGGCAAGGUCAAGAAACGACUUUAAUGUUCAAAGUGGAGACACCUUUAUAUCUGGGGGAGUGUUCAAUAGCAAAGGUAAAGUUCUCUUGAUAGACAGAAAUGAACAGAAACUAUACAUUUUUACAUGUGCCGCGGAAUGUCAAGAUGUGCUCGACUUCAAAGAAAAACCUUUCGAUAUUACUGCUGUUAAUGAGAAUGUUGUGGCCGUCACUUUUCCAGAUGCAAAAUCCGUUGAUCUAGUGGACAUGAUAGAAAUGAAGACAAUUAAAUCUCUCCCCGUUAACGAAUGUUGCUUUGGAAUCACAUACCAAAUCAAAGAUUUAAUCAUCCGCUGCAGUGAAAGCAUCAUAAUAAUGAACUUGAAUGGCAUAGUCAUGCGUACUAUACGUGUUCAGACCGAUUUCGAAGGGUACCUGACCUGUCAUGAAGACAGAAUUUACUACACACACAAGUCUUCCUUAAUUUGCAUUGAUAAAACAGGGAACCAGAUUUUCACUUUUGAAGACCCGGCACUAGAACGAGCAGAGGGUUUAGCAACUGAUUUUGAAGGAAAUAUUUAUGUAGCUGGCAUUGAUUCAAACAAUAUCUGGCAGAUUUCUGGAACGGACGGUAAACAAAGCCGGAAGAUAAUAAAUGUGCUUAUCUCACCGAAAGCUGUAGCAUUUAAUGAGACUUUGAACCGAUUUUUGGUUGCUUACGAUAAGACAAAUGUUAUAAUUUAUGACUUGCAUUCAUCAUUUGGGUCUUUAGUUUAAUAGACAUGUACGCAAUUUAAUAUUUUUGGAUCCAUUUAUUAGUCACCUUAAUAUCUAGUAAUUAUAAAGUUGACGACGAUAAUAUUUUUAUUUUUAUUUUCAAUUUACGCAAGAUUAUAAUGGUCGCACAUAGCAUGACUGUUUAGCUUCUUGUUUCAAAUGUGAUUAUUAAACCCCGUUAUCAAGUCUAUUUAUUUUCUCCAAACAAGCAAGACAACAAUUGUCUUUUUUUCAUGCCUAUUUCAUUAAUUCCAGUGGUAUACCAGGCUUCCAUUCCAAAACAUGCCACAAGCCUUACGUGUAUUCAUUCCGGUUGAUUUGUUUAAGUCACGGAUGUUUCUAAGCAUCUAUGAAACAAAAUUUAUUAACUCUU
Mytilus californianus (California mussel) is the source of this 3871-nucleotide messenger RNA. RefSeq lists its product as uncharacterized. The transcript has 2 exons. The record is from RefSeq and is a predicted model, not a curated record. Gene Ontology annotation, molecular function: zinc ion binding. The coding region runs from base 1 to 3498 and encodes 1165 amino acids. NCBI's taxonomy places the organism in Eukaryota, Metazoa, Mollusca, Bivalvia, Mytilida, Mytilidae.